GCCCCCACCCUUUUUGCAAAGGGCGAGCGAGAGUGUUGCAUGCGAGGGCGCGUUGCAUGCACAGUCGCCGUAUGUGACUCUCCCGCUCUUCCUUUUGCUUCCAGCCGGGGCCGCGUCCGCUUUCCCUCGCAAGGUUGCAAAAGCAAGAGGCGGGAGCGGCGGGGGCAGGCUCGAUCCCCGCCACCCCUUCCCGCGAGAGGCCAGUCUCCGAGGUGGCCUAGGGAGGAAAGGCAAGCGGAGCGCAGGAGGAGGAUGACCGCCCGGCUGCGCCUCGGGCUGCUCUGGCUGGUGCCGCUGCUGCUGCUGGCCGGGCCGUGCGGCGGCGCCAUGGACGAGUGCGGGGACCAGCCGGGCCGGCAGCCGCAGCGCUGCAUGCCCGAGUUCGUCAACGCCGCCUUCAACGCCACCGUGGUGGCCACCGACACGUGCGGCAGCCCGGCCGAGGAGUACUGCGUGCAGACGGGCGUCACCGGGGUCACCAAGUCGUGCCACCUGUGCGACGCCUCCCAGCCGCUCCUGGCGCAUGGCGCCGCCUUCCUCACCGACUACAACAACCAGGCCGACACCACCUGGUGGCAGAGCCAGACCAUGCUGGCAGGGGUCCAGUACCCCAGCACCAUCAACCUCACCUUGCACCUGGGAAAGGCGUUUGAUAUUACAUAUGUGCGUCUGAAAUUCCACACCAGCCGGCCGGAGAGUUUUGUCAUCUACAAGCGUACUCGGGAAGAUGGUCCAUGGGUGCCUUACCAGUAUUACAGUGGAUCGUGUGAGAACACUUACCACAAGCUCAAUCGAGGCUUCAUCAGGACUGGGGACGAUGAACAGCAAGCACUUUGCACGGAUGAGUUCAGCGACAUCUCUCCGCUCACUGGAGGCAAUGUGGCCUUUUCAACUUUGGAGGGGAGGCCCAGCGCUUACAACUUUGACAACAGUCCAGUUUUACAGGAAUGGGUAACUGCUACUGAUAUCAGAGUAAGCCUCAAUCGUCUUAACACCUUUGGAGAUGAAGUAUUUAAUGAUCCCAAAGUUCUCAAGUCAUAUUAUUAUGCCAUUUCCGACUUCGCUGUGGGUGGCAGGUGCAAGUGUAACGGCCACGCGAGCGAGUGUGUGAAGAACGAAUAUGGAAAACUCGCUUGCACUUGUAAACACAAUACCUUUGGGGUUGACUGUGAGAAGUGCCUCCCUUUUUACAAUGACCGGCCUUGGCGAAGAGCAACUGCAGAGAGUGCCAGCGAAUGUUUGCCUUGCAACUGCAAUGGACGGUCCCAGGAGUGUUACUUUGAUCCUGAGCUGUAUCGUUCCACAGGCCAUGGUGGCCACUGCUCAGGUUGCUUUGGUAACACUGACGGGCCCAACUGUGAGAGGUGUCGGGAAAACUUCUACCGUGUCGGUAGUGAGGAAAACUGUCUGCCGUGUAACUGCAACCCUGUUGGGUCUCUCAGCACGCAGUGCGACAACUACGGGAGGUGCAGUUGUAAACCUGGGGUGAUGGGUGACAAAUGUGAUCGGUGUCAGCCGGGAUUCCAUUCUCUCACAGAAGCUGGUUGCAGGCCAUGUUCUUGUGACCCUGCUGGAAGUACAGGUGAAUGCAACGUGGAAACGGGACGCUGUGCCUGCAAGGACAACGUAGAAGGGUUCAACUGUGAGAGGUGUAAGCCUGGCUUUUUUAAUCUGGAUCAAGUCAAUCCCAGGGGAUGUACUCCCUGCUUCUGCUUUGGACACUCAUCAGUCUGUACUAAUGCCAUUGGCUACAGCAUCUACAGAAUUACCUCCAGUUUCCAGAGCGGAGAGGAAGAUUGGCACGCUGAACAACGAGAUGGCUCUGAAGUCUCAGUUCAGUGGAUUGCUGAAACUCAAGAAAUCUCUGUGGUCUCGGAAACACCUUUCCCCAUCUAUUUCAUCGCACCAGGCAAGUUCCUUGGGAAUCAAGUCUUGAGUUAUGGCCAAAACUUGACAUUCUCCUUUCGGGUUGAUAGGCGAGACACACGCCUUUCUGCUGAGGAUAUAGUUCUUGAAGGUGCUGGAUUGAGAGUGUCUAUACCUCUCAUUGCUCAAGGCAACUCCUACCCUAGUGAGAACUCGCUGAAGUAUUCCUUCAGACUCCAUGAAGCAACCGACUAUCCCUGGAGGCCUUCUCUAAUGCCAUUUGAGUUCCAGAAACUGCUUCAUAACUUAACAGCUAUCAAGAUUCGUGGGACCUACAGUGAAAGAAAUGCUGCAUAUCUGGAUGAUGUCACCAUUACGAGUGCUAGACGUGGACCUGGAAUCACAGCUCCAUGGGUGGAAAGUUGUACAUGUCCCACAGGUUACCUGGGCCAGUUCUGUGAAGAAUGUGCCCUGGGCUACAGGAGAGAAACCCCUAGCCUUGGUCCUUAUAGUCCAUGUGUGCCAUGUUUCUGCAACGGACACAGUGAUAUCUGUGACCGUGAAUCCGGAGCGUGCGACUGCAGAGACAACACAGCAGGUCCUCACUGUGAGAAGUGCAGUGAUGGCUACUAUGGAGAUGCGACAGUGGGCACUUCUUCAGAUUGUCAACCGUGUCCCUGUCCGGGGGGCUCGAGCUGCGCCAUAGUGCCCAAAACCAAGGAGGUGGUUUGUACUAACUGCCCAGUUGGUACCACAGGUAAAAGAUGUGAGCUGUGUGACGAUGGCUAUUUUGGGGAUCCUCUUGGUGAGAACGGCCCAGUCCGGCUUUGCCGCCUCUGUCUAUGCAGUGAUAACAUUGAUCCCAAUGCUGUUGGUAACUGCAACCGCUUGACAGGAGAAUGUCUGAAAUGCAUCUAUAAUACGGCUGGCAUCUAUUGUGACCGGUGCAAAGAUGGAUUCUUUGGGAAUCCCUUAGCCCCAAAUCCAGAGGACAAGUGCAAAGCUUGCAACUGCAAUCCUUACGGCACAGUGAACGUGCAGACGAGCUGUAAUCAAGUAACAGGUCAAUGUGAGUGCCUGCCCCAUGUCAUUGAGAGGGCCUGCAGUUCCUGUGAGCCUGGGUUCUACAAUUUGCAAAGUGGACGUGGCUGUGAGAGGUGUGACUGCCAUCCACUGGGUUCCACUGACGGACACUGUGACAUACAGACCGGGCAAUGUGAAUGCCAGCCGGGGAUCACUGGCCAGCGUUGCGAGAGGUGUGAGGCCAACCAUUUUGGAUUUGGUCCUGAAGGCUGCAAACCGUGUGACUGCGACCCAGAAGGUUCUUAUUCUCUUCAGUGUAAAGAGGAUGGUCGCUGUGAGUGUAAACAAGGGUUUGUGGGGACUCGCUGUGACCAGUGUGAAGAGAACUACUUCUACAACCGGUCCUGGCCAGGCUGCCAAGAGUGCCCUGCCUGCUACAGAUUGGUGAAAGACAAGGUGGCAGAACAGCGAGAGAGAUUGCAGGAGCUAGAAAACCUUAUAGCCAACCUAGGAACAGGUGAUGAUGCCAUAACAGAUCAGGCCUUUGAAGACAGGUUGAAGGAAGCAGAGAGAGAUGUCAUGGACUUGCUUAAGAAUGCCCAAAACAGCAAAGAUGUAGAUCAGGGCUUGAUGGAUCGUCUCCAUGAGAUCAACAGAACCCUGUCUGGUCAACUUGGCCGGUUAAGAAACAUCCAGAAGACAGUAGCAGAUACAGAAAACCUUGCUGGACAAGCCCGCAACCGGGUGGACGACACAGCUCAACUGAUCAAAACUGCUUCAGAUAAGCUGGCGAGAGCAUCGGAAGCAGUUUCCAAAGUGACUCUUCCGUCACCAGACUUGAUCAGCGAUCCCAAUAAUAUGACCGUCCUUGUAGAAGAGGCCCGUCAGCUAGCUCAGCGGCAUAAGCAAGAGGCUGACGACAUCGUGCGCAUAGCCAAAGAAGCAAAUGAUACAUCAACGCAGGCGUAUAAAUUGCUCUUGGAUACACUGGCAGGAGAGAAUCAAACAGUAAAUGACAUCAGUGACCUUAAUAGAAAGUAUAAUCAAGCAAAAGACAUCUCCCGAGAUCUGGAAAAGCAAGCGACCAAAGUCCAUGCUGAAGCAGAGGAAGCCGGGAACAAGGCUCUUCAGAUCUAUGCUAAUCUCACCAGCCUACCAGUUGUGGAUGUAGAAGGACUGGAGAAAGAGGCAAAGAAGAUCAAGGAGGAAGCCAACGAACUGGAUCAGCUAAUUAAUAGGAAGCUGAAGAAUUACGAGGAUCUUAUUGAAGACAUGAAGGGGAAAGAACUGGAAGUGAAAAAUCUUUUGGAGAAAGGGAAGACUGAACAGCAGACGGCCGAUCAGCUGCUGGCUCGAGCGGAUGCUGCCAAAGCUCUGGCCGAAGAAGCGGCCAGGAAGGGGAACAACACAUUCCAGGAGGCCAAAGACAUUCUUGGCAAUCUAAAAGACUUUGACAAGCGUGUCAAUGAUAACAAAACAGCCGCUGAGGAUGCCUUGAAAAAGAUUCCUGCUAUUACCCGGACCAUCACAGAGGCCAAUAAUAAAACACUGCAAGCUGAGCUGGCACUGGGCAACGCAGCUGCGGAUGCCAGGGAAGCAAAGAACAGAGCUGAUAAUGCUGAGAAAAUUGCUAAUUCCGUACAGAAGAACGCUGCAACAGCGAAGGCCGAUGCCGACAAGACCUUUGCGACUGUCACUGAGCUGGACAAAGAAAUGGAUGAUAUGUUGCAGCAACUGCACGACGCAGAGGAAGAGCUGAAGAAGAAACAAGACAGUGCAGACCAAGAUAUGAUGAUGGCAACAAUGGCUUCACAAGCUGCUCAGGAAGCAGAAGACAACGCAAGGAAAGCAAAGAACUCUGUGAACAGCUUGCUCAAUAUGAUUAACGACCUACUUGGGAAAUUAGGGGAUCUAGAGACGGUGGACUUGAGCAAACUAGAGGAAAUUGAACGUACCUUAAAUACCGCCCAGAACCAGAUGAGGGACAACGAUCUGGAUAGAAAAGUGUCUGAUCUAGAAAAGGCAGCAGAGAAGCAGGCCAGUGCCAUUGAUGAAUACAACAGGGACAUUGACGCCAUCUUGAAAGACAUUGCUAAUCUAGAGGACAUCAAGAACACCUUGCCAACCGGCUGCUUUAACACCCCAUCCAUUGAGAAACCCUAAGGAUGUGCUAAAGGCAGGGGGGGGCUUCCCCUCAGUGACUGGUGGAGCAGUUAUUUGGCCAUGGAGUGCCUUAAUUCCUAAAAUUACCUUCUUCAGGACCCUCACCACAUCUCCCAUUACAGCUCUCAGUUGUUCUUUCCCAAUUCAAGAGAAAACAAACUUCUGAAUGAAAAGCAAAUUUAAGAAUUGGUCUUUUGGGCUUUGAGACAACUAUAUAUACAGGUUCUCCUGCUCAAACGCACUCCACUUGAUCCCUCUUUCUCAGAAAACACUCCCCUUUUAAUUUACACAAUGAUGUGAAAUAUUCUGGACUGUUGUACUGAACUGUAGAAGUGGCCAUGGGAAAUGGUGUACAGUUGGAUCGCAAACAAUCUUUUUUUUCUUCAUUCCCUUCUUUCUUGUAUCGUUCUUCUCCUUUCUUCCCCCACUUAUUUUGUGUUCUUUUUUUCUAUGAAGGAAAAGGUUUGGCUACCAAAGUGUUCAAUAGUAAUGGCCAGUUGCAGCCACACGUUGUAAGAAGCAUCAAAGGCCUUCUCAAUAACCACACAUUAAAAACAAAGAGAAUGAAAAGCCAGCCAUAUAUAUAAUUGGCCAAUAAAAUCACAAUUUUUGGUAGCCAGUUGCCAGUUUUCUAACGUGCAAUAUGUAUAUCCCGUUCCUAAGGCACAGAUUCUUAGAAACAGCUUUUGCGGAGUCAUAGGGGAAGAGUGAUGCAUUAGGUCUCCACGGUGCUAUAUCUUGGCCUUUGGCCUCUGAGAACAAAGGCAGACAUUGAAUUUCUGAAGAUGGGAAAAUCUGCUUGUGAUCAGGAUUAAUUCCUGUCACCAGCCAGUCACUAAAAAUCUCAUUUUCCAGGGACAACUGGAUUAACGUGAACAGAUUCUCUCUCAAUCAGACUUCGGUUUCUUUCCUUUUUUAUGAAAUCAACCAUCCAGAAAGAACUUCUCUUCCUAGACAUGCUUGUGAAGUCGUCAUAAUCUUCUAAGUGUUAGAAAACGGGCCAGAUCUUUCCAGCCCUGUCUUCCAUGGAAAUUGGCUGGUGUUUCUUUUAUCCCGGGAGGCUUUUCUUUUUGUCUGAUGGCUGAGAAAUUCUACAAUACAGUUGAUCCAGUUUUUCUGGGAAAGGACACCAGGCCUAAUUUCUGGGAUAAAUAAUUCCCUAAAGUUUGUAGUAUUUACAAAUACAGUUGUCUGCCGCUCAGCACGAAUUUCUGCCUUCCUCGAGGUUCUCUCCCUCUUCCACUAUCCAUGUUAGUUUAUCUUCCUAAUAGGGAGAAGACAGCUCUGUUGUUUCUUCACGCCCAUAUAAGUCAGCCAUUAGAGGAAAUUAUCAGUCUCUGGUUUCCUUGAUAGAGUGAUCAGAGGCUUCCACCCCACCCCCCUGCCUUUUUGAGAUCCAUGUAUACCUGCCCUUAAACACUAUGCAACUUUGUACGUUUGCGUAGAGGGGAAGAAAUUUAUUAUCUGACACACACACUGGUGCUAUUAAUUAUUUCAAAUUUAUAUUUUUGUGUGAAUGUGGGUAUUUUUUUUGUGUUUUUUAAUCAUGAUUAUAGUGUGAGGAAAAGUCUAUUCCCCUCCCCUAAUUCCUUCAUGUAAAUAGGCUUGGUCUUUUUUUUUUCUAAAAUGGCACUGUUCUCCUCUAUGCUUUCUCUUAACCAUCACAGUACAUGCACUCUGUCCUUAUUACUCUGGGGGCGGGGGGGAGGGGGUGUUCAGGUAUUUUCCCUGCCCAGUCUCCUAACUACUUUGCACACUCAUGUGUUGGCAGUUAACAGUUUUGUUUGAUGUUAACAUUAGCCUUCUUUCUUGUAUACUGAGGCAAGGUACCAAUUGUUUAUGUCUUCUUUUAAAAGCCAGCAUGGAUGCUCAGAAGAUGGAGGGCACUCACUUGUGUAGAACUGACAUUCAUUGGACCUUUUCGUGCAAUAUUUUGCAUUCCAGGACUCUACCUGAAGUAUGAUCAGGGACGUGGCUUCAGAUCUAUGCAUCUUGUCCUCCUCUGUCAGUGGAAGUGGGAUUAGUUUCUGCGUUCAGAUAAAUUCAGUUUGCUCCCUACCUUUCCACUUAUGAUGAGGGGAACACUAGAAAGUGCAUAUAAAUCUGAGGCCCACUCACAGCACAGUCCUGAGGGACAAAGUAUUGUCUGCAUAGGCCCUCUGUCUCUGGUUUCCAAAUUUGGCUUGGAUCCACUGGAGUGUUUCUGCUUACAGAAGGGUUUCCAGUCAUGGGACAUUACUUUCUCUCCUCCCCCCUCUCCCUUUAGCUUAAAAUAUCAUCCAAAUGCUGUCCUUGAAACAGCAUUUGGGAAGGCAAAUACUUAAAGGUCCUACUCAGGCAAAAAUCCUUCCAUCUACAGAAACAUUCCCAGAGAUCUAAGUCACUAUGUUCAAACAGAUUUAAUGUUAUAAGCUGUUGCAGACUUUUUGCCGUGCUUGUGAUGCAACCUAUUCAGGGGUGUCCAAUUCUGGCGCUUCAGAUGUUCAUGGACUACAAUUCCCAUCAGCCCAUGCUGGCAUGGCCAAUUGCCAGCAGGGGCUGAUGAGAAUUGUAGUCCAUGAACAUCCGAAGCGCCAGAGUUGGACACCCCUGAACUAUAUCCUUGGGCUAGUUCUCACUGUGAUGAUAGACCUGUGACUGAGCAGUACUGCUUUAGACCAGUGGGGUGGUUUAGAGCGUUGAACUAGUACUGAAACCUAGAUGCAGGUGGCUUUGGCCCAUUCACACAGUCAGCCUAACCUACCUCUCAAGUGUGGAUAAAAAGAAAGGGGGGAGGAUUAGAUAUGAUGCCCAGAAGUCUUUAGGGAAAAUGGAAGGAUAAAAAUAGUGAAAAGGCAUAAAAAUACCCCUACAGAAAUGGUCUCCAUGGAAAAGUAGACUCAGGCACAAAUACUUUAUGCUGUUGACAUGCUAAUUUUCUUUUUAUCAGGUAGGAGCUUUCAGCCCUGUGAGCCCCCACCCGCACAGUCUCAAGUAAUAUAGCCCAGACACAGGUUUUCCCACCUGAGUAAAAAAGAAGUUGUUGUUAUAGGCUCAGUACCCAAGUCUUAUUGCAAAAUAGUGGCCUUUUCUGCUUGCAUUGUUGUAUGAGGGGAGGUUGUGUUUUCAGUCACUGAGGAUUACUGUAUAUUCCAGGGGUGUGGUAUGGGGCUAAUCCCUCCCUUCUUGGAAACAAAUGACUUCUCAAAGGUUUACAUGAAACCAACUUGCCUGCCUACCACCCUGAAGCCAUUUACUGGAAACGACCUUGUGUUGUGGCACGUCACACUUGACGCUUCAGUAUUUUUUGUCUGGCUGAGCCAGUCAGAUGGCUGUGUUCUAACUGUAUCACCUCUCCAUCAUAGUAGAGCUUGCUUUUUGCAUGCUUCUGGCCUUAAGGUUCCCUGUCUUUCUUAAUAUUUGUCUCUUUUUUUGCUGAAAAACCGGUUUUAACAGAUUUUUUAAAUUUUUAAAUAAAUAAAAGACCUUUGUAGGAAUCCUCUUAAUUACAAAUACUGCGUUAACAGCCAUUAUCACAUUUGUUAGAGGUCCAAGUUAUUUCUUUUACGUAACAGAGACGACACAGCCGCUGCUCGCAGAAACACACCCAGGUGCUACAGCAGAUACCCAUUUGAAGAGUUCCCCUCAUUUUACUUUUUAUUCUUGACUGUGAGCACCCCGUAUGUGCCUUUAUUCCCUCUCCCUCAUUUUUCUUUUUGCCUUAAAUCUGUGGUCUUGCUGUCUGGGGGCAGUGAACAGCAACAACAAAUGCAACACUUGGCAGUUUUUAUGUAUAAAACAGUAUUUCUUAUUUAUAAUAAAGUCUGAAUAUUUGUAACCCCUUA
Molecule: messenger RNA, 8876 nt
Organism: Sphaerodactylus townsendi
Lineage: Eukaryota; Metazoa; Chordata; Lepidosauria; Squamata; Sphaerodactylidae
Gene: LAMC1
Product: laminin subunit gamma 1
Exons: 28
Coding region: 40-5052 (1670 amino acids)
Molecular function (GO): extracellular matrix structural constituent
Source: RefSeq, a predicted model, not a curated record